UCUUGUGCACUACACGGUGUUUAAAUUGCUGGCUUUUACACCCUACUUUAUGCCCUACAGUAUACGUGUAGACAAGUGACAUUUGGAUAACAGCCACAUUAUGGUUACCAUUUGACCUGGCAGCUAAAAUCUGCAGAGGAAGUUUCACAUUAAGUCAUGUCUACUCUGAGCGGGAAGGUCCAGACAGUCCUGGGUCUGAUUGAUCCGGAACAACUGGGUCGCACCAUGACCCACGAGCACCUGACUAUGAGGUUCGAAUGCUGCUACGUCCCCCCGGCUCCUGGACACCAGGACAAUUCCUUGGCACCGAUCCAGCUGAAGAACGUGCACUGGCUCCAGCAGAACCCGUACAGCCACCGGGAAAACUUACUGCUGUGUCAGGAGAUUGAGGCAGUGCGAGAUGAACUGGUUUGUUUCAAGAAGGCUGGAGGAGGCACCAUUGUGGAGAACACGACGACGGGUAUAACUCGAGAUCUGCCCGCUUUACGCCAGCUGGCCAAGGACACAGGGGUCAACAUCGUGGCAGGGGCCGGCUACUACGUGGAUGUCACUCAUUCUGAUGAGACGAGAAAGAUGACAGUAGAGAAGCUCACUGAUGUGAUGGUGAACGAGGUGACUCACGGCGCCGACGGCACAGAUAUCCGCUGUGGCGUGAUCGGAGAGAUCGGCACAGGCUGGCCGAUCACAGAGAGCGAAAAGAAAGUACUGCGUGCCACCGCACAUGCUCAGGCUAAACUGGGCUGUCCGGUUAUCAUCCACCCGGGUCGGAACCCAGCCGCCCCCGGCGAGAUAGUCCGAAUCCUUCAGGAGGCUGGAGGAGACAUCUCGAAAACCGUAAUGUCUCAUCUGGACAGAACCAUAUUUGACCACGGUGAGUUGCUGGAGUUUGCGAAAUUAGGAAGCUAUCUUGAGUACGACCUCUUCGGCACAGAAAUGCUGGACUACCCCUUUAAUUUGGACAUCGACAUGCCCAGUGACAGCCAGAGGGUUCAAACUCUGGCGUUUCUGAUUAAAGAAGGCUAUGAGGACAGGAUCGUCAUCGCUCAUGAUAUCCAUACUAAGAACCGACUGACCAAAUAUGGCGGCCACGGAUACUCCCACAUCCUGAAGAACAUCGUCCCCAAAAUGCUAUCCAGGGGAAUCAGCCAGAAGCAGGUGGACAAGAUACUGAUAGACAACCCCAAGCAGUGGCUAACCUUUAAAUAGAUCUAACAUUUAGGUCUGAUGAUCCGAUAGAGUCACGUGAUCAUGCAGCAGACGAGCUGUGCUUCAGUAAGGAGAAAUAACAGUGUGGGAUGCUUGCAAUAAUACUGUUUGACGCCAUCAGAGUGAUUUAAAAAAGAAUAAAAAAUCAAACAAAACAAAAUAAACGAUAAAUCUCUGCAGCUUUAACUACAAUAUGAUUUUGUGUGAGUGUAAUUCGGCCACACCUUGGCUAUUCAAUCAUCAUCCAAUUCAAUCUACGUAGAUUUCAAGGCUGUUGUUUUGUAUAUUCAUCUGGGAAAACGGCUGGAUUUGAUUCAUCCGGAGGAUAAUUAAAGGAGGGUUCGGAGAAGUCGUUCAAUACCCCAGACAUGAAAAUGAAUAACACACCACCUGAUUUCAGACAAAAACCUUCUGCUAAUCAUUUUGCUUCAAUGGGACAUCACAUCCUGACUGUCAUUGUGGGGUUUUUUUGUUUCUUUGAUUUUUUCCUUCAAUCUUAAUUAAAAACACAAUAAUGCUUUUAAUCGCAAUAACAACACGUAUUAACUGCACUUAUUUUGCAGAAUCCUUUAACCCUGAAUCACUGCUGCUUAAGCAUCAGUUAAUAAUCAUUAGUCAGUAUUGUUUCAUAUAUGAGGUGCAGUUUUGGAUUUCAGAUGGAAACAAUGAUUUGAUGAUUUGAUGAUUUAUAUCCACUAUAUGUAAAACACAGAAUAAAUUACAAGAAAGGAAAUAAAUGCUAUUUUAAAAAAUU
Molecule: messenger RNA, 1960 nt
Organism: Tachysurus vachellii
Lineage: Eukaryota; Metazoa; Chordata; Actinopteri; Siluriformes; Bagridae
Product: phosphotriesterase-related protein-like
Exons: 5
Coding region: 157-1206 (349 amino acids)
Biological process (GO): catabolic process
Molecular function (GO): zinc ion binding
Source: RefSeq, a predicted model, not a curated record